This is a messenger RNA of Mytilus californianus (California mussel), 2662 nucleotides long. RefSeq names its product WD40 repeat-containing protein SMU1. Gene Ontology annotation, cellular component: precatalytic spliceosome. The record is from RefSeq and is a predicted model, not a curated record. The transcript is spliced from 12 exons. Gene Ontology annotation, biological process: mRNA splicing, via spliceosome. Bases 49 to 1590 code for a protein of 513 amino acids. NCBI's taxonomy places the organism in Eukaryota, Metazoa, Mollusca, Bivalvia, Mytilida, Mytilidae. Gene Ontology annotation, molecular function: protein binding.
CGUAAGAAAAGUUCUUUAAUCUUUCUAGGAACAUUGAUCAAAUUAAGCAUGGCUGUCGAAAUCGAGCAAAGAGAUGUUGUUCGUCUGAUUGAACAGUACUUGAAGGAAAAUAAUUUACUACGGACACUAACAGUUCUACAAGAAGAGAGCGGGACGUCACUGAAUACUGUUGAUUCUGUAGAUGGAUUCGUCUCCGACAUCAACAGUGGUCACUGGGACAGUGUUCUCCAAGCCAUACAGACACUUAAACUUCCUGAUCAAAAACUCAUAGAUUUAUAUGAACAGAUUGUAUUAGAGUUGGUAGAAUUACGUGAGCUUGGUGCAGCAAAGACAUUACUUCGUCAGACAGAUCCCAUGAUCAUGAUGAAACACAACCAACCAGACAGAUACAUACAUUUAGAAAACAUGUUGGCUAGGUCAUAUUUUGAUCCAAGGGAGGCAUAUCCUGAAGGCCAGACAAAGGAAAGAAGAAGACAAGCCAUAGCCCAGGCCUUGUCAGGAGAAGUAAAUGUUGUUCCACCAUCUCGUUUGUUGGCUUUGCUGGGACAGUCAUUGAAAUGGCAGCAACAUCAAGGAUUAUUACCUCCAGGAACCACAAUAGAUGUGUUCAGAGGAAAAGCUGCGGUAAAGGAACAAGAAGAGGAAAAAUAUCCAACACAGCUGAGCAAAACUAUUAAGUUUGGUCAAAAAGCUCACAUUGAAUGUGCUAGAUUUUCUCCUGAUGGUCAAUAUCUGGUCACUGGGUCAGUAGAUGGAUUUAUAGAAGUUUGGAAUUUUACUACAGGCAAAAUCAGAAAAGAUUUGAGAUACCAAGCACAAGAUAAUUUUAUGAUGAUGGACGAUGCUGUAUUAUGUAUGUGUUUUAGUAGAGAUGCUGAAAUGUUAGCCACAGGAGCACAGGAUGGUAAACUCAAGGUUUGGAAAAUUUUGACAGGACAAUGUCUACGAAAAAUAGAACGAUGUCACACAAAGGGAAUAACAUGUGUAAACUUCUCUAAAGACAACAGUCAAAUACUGAGUUGUUCAUUUGACCAGGCCAUAAGAAUCCAUGGUUUGAAAUCUGGCAAACUGCUGAAGGAGUUUAGAGGUCACACAUCAUUUGUAAACGAUGCAGUGUUUACACAAGACAACCAUCACAUACUGAGUGCCAGUUCAGAUGGAACAAUAAAAGUAUGGAAUCUCAAAACAACGGAAUGUUCCAACACAUUUAAAUCUCUUGGCGGUACAGCAGGAAGUGACACCACGGUUCAUAGUGUACAUCCGUUGCCAAGGAAUGCAGAACAGUUUGUCGUCUGCAACAGAUCUAAUACAGUUGUUAUUAUGAAUAUGCAAGGCCAGAUUGUAAGAAGUUUUUCCAGUGGUAAGAGAGAAGGAGGAGAUUUUGUUUGUUGUACGUUAUCUCCAAGAGGAGAAUGGAUCUAUUGUGUUGGAGAAGAUAUGGUGUUAUAUUGUUUCUGUAUUAGUACAGGCAAACUAGAGAGAACUUUAACUGUACAUGAAAAAGACGUAAUAGGAAUAACACAUCAUCCACAUCAGAAUUUACUGGGGACUUACUCAGAAGAUGGACUAUUAAAAAUAUGGAAACCUUGAUCAAAACAUUUAUUAAUUAAUGUGACUUUUGUUUGAAUGACUAAGUGAAGAAAAUGUGUUUGAGAUGGUCCCUGUAGUGUUUAAAAUGUGGAUGAUUUAUUUUGAUUUAAGAUGUAGAAUGGACAAGAAAAUAUUUUAAGAUUUUCUAUGAUACAUGUAUGUUUAGAAUAUUGAAAAUCUUACUAAUAUGUUUUAAUUACAUGUACAUGUACUAUGAAAUAUUUGUAAUAUUCAUUAAAAACAAUUUGAGAAGGUGAAGGUAAGGUGGUUAACAAUUGUCAUAUUUGGAAAAAUUCUGAUUAUUUUAUAUUUGCUGGCAUGGUGUGAAAGUUGGUAAAGAAUUUUUUUGUUGGAGUUUUGGAACAAUUUUUGUAAGAAUCAGAAAACAUUGCUUUUUCACAUAGUAUGGUUCUGUCACAAAAUUUGAACUGAAAUUAAGAUCAGGGAAAUCCUAUAAUUUUUUUUUGCACAUUCAUCAGAAUGGAAUGGAUGGAUUAUAAGAGCUAAUUAGGUAUAUUAAAAAAAAAUAAUGAGUUCAGAACUAACUGUUGUGUUUUUAUAAUUGCAAAAAUUGUGAAAGGAUACUUUUAACAAAAGCAAAAAAAAAAUGGAAUUUCCUUAAUCUUGCAUUUUUGUCCAUUGUUCAACAUUUGCAAUAUUAAAAAAAACCCAACUGAAAAUGAAAGAAAAAAAGAGAAUUUUUGCCAACUUGAGGUUUAUCAGUCUGAAGUAAUUAAAUCAUUUUCUGUAAAUUCAGAAAUUAAUGUGCGGUUUUUAUUUAUGUGAAUAAAUAUAUAAAUAAAUAUAUGGGUGAGUAUUGCAAUAAUAAGACCUGGCAUUCUGAAAUCUAGCACAUAUAUCUGUUACAGAUUUUUCUGAAAUCGCAACAAUUUAUCUCACAUUUUUGUCCAUUCCUCAAAAAUCACAAUAAUAAAUGCACGCAAUAAUUUCUGAAUUUACAGUACUUGAUUUGAAGGAUUUUAUCAUUUUUGUUGUCACUGUAAAUAUUCAUUAUGUAUAAACAAAUAUAAAGAGUCGUAUAAAAUGUCAAUAAAAAUAGUGGAUAUUUGUA